AUGGACGAUGUGAAAGAAUGUUGUGGCUCAGGAUGCAACAAUUGUGUCCUUGAUAGGAAGUUUACAAAGCCUUUCGUGAGUUCUGCGGAUAAUUUUAAGAAUAUUUUCAAUGGGAAUUAUGAGAAAUUCUCAGUAGAAUCUAUUGAACGUGUAGCAACAGGUGUCUAUUGCAUUUGUUUCGUGUACAAAGGAGGGCAAGAAGGAGAAGAAUCUCCCUGGAAAUUAGUCCUGAACAUCCCUCCAGGAUGGUAUCUUCAGCUACGAUGCAAUGCCAAUUUUAUUGAGAGACAAACAAAUUCAGCAUUCAGGGACUUUUCUUCCUACGACGAUCCAAAGGAUUUCAUAGCCCAGCUAGAGAGUCAAGAGAGAAAUGACAAGGAUACGUCCAAGGAUCUAAUAAGUCGUCCCUAUACCCCAAUUAAGCUCAAUGAGAAAAAUCUUUCAUUCAAUAUUCUCUUCAAAUUGGAGAAAUUCGGCAAAAUGUCGCAAAUUGUGACAAAAUUUAAUCCCGGGGAUGUUGUAGAAUUUAAAGGACCUUACGGGGAAUUAGUUUACACCCCAAAUACAUUCAGGCACAUUUACCUAUUUAGCCAUGGCGUAGCAAUUGCCCCGCUUUUCAGCUUUGCAUCGUCAGUGGUGAGGGAUGAAAGCGAUGAAACCUUCCUACACAUUGUUGCAUGCUACCGAAAUAUCAAUGAAAUCCUCCUUAGGGAUGAAAUGAAGGACUUGCAGCAAUUUUGGAAUUGCAAUGCGUCAAUAUUCUUGGCACAUGAAACAACCAACAUUGCGGAUCACGUUAAAAUCGGCGAAAGCAUAGUGAAAGGAAAACUCGGUGUGAAAGACAUUGAGGAGAUUGUUAAGUUUAAGGAUAAAACAUCAUAUUUUCUCAUAUGCGGUACAGAAAAAUUCUCAGGACUAAUUUGCAGUUGUUUAAGGAAUUUAGCCAUAGACAAUGACCGUAUUUUUGUAUUCAAAUAAAUUUUUCUUCUUAAAA
Molecule: messenger RNA, 994 nt
Organism: Lutzomyia longipalpis
Lineage: Eukaryota; Metazoa; Arthropoda; Insecta; Diptera; Psychodidae
Product: NADH-cytochrome b5 reductase-like
Exons: 1
Coding region: 1-978 (325 amino acids)
Molecular function (GO): oxidoreductase activity
Source: RefSeq, a predicted model, not a curated record